This is a messenger RNA of Actinia tenebrosa (Australian red waratah sea anemone), 570 nucleotides long. RefSeq lists its product as uncharacterized. Lineage: Eukaryota; Metazoa; Cnidaria; Anthozoa; Actiniaria; Actiniidae. The record is from RefSeq and is a predicted model, not a curated record.
ACUGUACACCCAUAAAGUUACCUUUUACACUCUACCGGUUAAACAUGUAAAAAGUAUCCUAUCCUUUACUCCUCUAUAUAUAUCCGAUACUGCAAGCAGAACCCCAUUUCCUUACUAGUAAAUGAAACCAGUGACUGGGUACUAGUCUAUGGACACUAAUGCAUUGCGGCCUUUAAAAUACUUGUAUUUUUUUAAAUUGUCAGUGACAUUCAGCCACAACGAAAUCAUUUUAAUUAACUUUCUGAUAUCGCUUUUAUAGAUAAGAAAUGUAUUUCCAUUAUGAAUCUGGAUACGAUGCUAUUGACCUUGUCGGUCAACUUCGCCAAGAAAAAAAAGUGGCAAAGGAGAUUGGUUUGUCGUAUAGGAGCAAUUUUCUUAGUGUCAUGGAAAAUCUAGUGUGCCAUUUCCACGGAAUCAGAGAAGUGGGCUCAAUACCUGCACCUCGAGCUCGAAUGUCAUCGGAGAAGGCUGAGACGAAGAAUGGAGAAGAAAUACAUCGAAAGGUUUAUAAAUAUCCAUGCAGUAUUUGCAAAAAGGAAUAUAAUAAUAUUUCAAACCACAUGAGGCAUG